AUGGCCACAUCACCUGCUAGUGGGAUCCUGGUAUUUGCAUGCACUGUGGAAGGGGUGGAUGGCUGCAUGUGCCUGACCCAAGACACCAAGCCAGCCUGUCUUCUUCCCUUCCGUGUAGUUCCCAAGGCAAAAGCCACAUCUGAGGACUGUGCUCGGGAGUCAGCACUAACAGCAGGGUUGGCAGGUGGGUUGGAACUCAAGAACAAACUCAGACUCCCUGCUUAUGUGUUUGCACAGGCACAUCAUAAGGGGCCACUGUGCAGCACAGGAUGGGCCCUUCCGACAGGGCUGGCAAGAAGGACCAGUCACAUCACGGGCACCACUCAGGAGAGGCAGCCAGCAGAAGCCCGAUCCUACAAACUGCUGAGUGCCAAUUGUAAGGCCCUAAGGGACUCAAGCAAACACCAGGAGAUCCUAGUAUGGGGCAUCCUUCCAGCUUUCACGGUCCCAGCAUUCUGGAAACCCUCAGUGCUGCAGAGACACCCACGAUCCCUCUCCACCAUCAGAGGCCAGGCUGUCAGUGCUGGCAGGUCAUCACUGGCACAGCCAUCCGCAAGAGUUUCCCAGCCUUUCGCUCGGCGGCUACGCAUUCCAGAGAUGACCAGACACAAACACAUCUCCUGUACUUGCAUACUGGAGCACUUUCUGCAGCUGGGUGAAGUCCACAAUACACUGCUCUGGGCAUAUUCCUCAACAUCAUGCCACGUGUCCCACAUGAAGACCGCAAUAUUGUGA
Molecule: messenger RNA, 735 nt
Organism: Poecile atricapillus (Black-capped chickadee)
Lineage: Eukaryota; Metazoa; Chordata; Aves; Passeriformes; Paridae
Exons: 4
Coding region: 1-735 (244 amino acids)
Source: RefSeq, a predicted model, not a curated record